CAGAACACUUCAUAAAGCAGGAUGGACUGUCAGAAUGUCGGCGUGAGGCGCUGGGAGCGCCAGUGGGGUGGGCGUGGCCCUCCCUCUAAUCUCACAGUGGCAGGCGGCUGGGCGGGCGAACAGACGUGACUGGGCGGCGAGUCGCGCACUUCCUAAAACACGAGCGGCGCGACUCCCCUUCCUGCAUUCGGAGAGGUUCGCGUCCAGUGGUGUUGUCGGGCACAGCAAGAAGAAAAGCACUGCCACAAUGUUCCAAAGUAUCCGCAGCUUCACCGUGCACCUGGACGGCGGCGAUGACGCGGUGUUUCGGCGCGGGGAGCCGCUGACCGGCGAGGUGGUGCUGGAGCUGGCCCGUCCAAUCAGGGUGAGGUCCUUAUCCGUGACAGUGCGAGGAGAUGCCACGGUGCACUGGCUGGAGAACCGCAGCGUGGGCAUGAACAUCGUCUACAACGACUACUCGGACAGCGACAACUACUUCAAGAAGAGGCGCCACCUGAUUCGAGAGGACAAUAAUGAGCCCAAAGUGCUGCAGGCAGGGAGACACGAGUUCCCCUUCAGCUUCCAGCUGCCAGAAGACACCCUGGUGACUUCCUUUGAAGGCAAACAUGGAAGCAUCCGGUAUGCAGUGAAGGUGAAACUGCAUCGGCCCUGGUGUACCGUGAAAAAGAUCAAACAAGAAUUUACUGUAAUCGAGCCAAUCGAUAUCAACACCCCGGCACUGCUGGCACCCCAGGCUGGCGCCAAAGAGAAGAUGGCACGUCUACUGUACCGCAAUAUUGGACAGGUGUCUUUGACUGCUAAGAUUGACAGGAAAGGCUACACUCCAGGUGAAAUGAUCCCCAUCUUUGCCGAAUUUUACAACUCCACCUACCGCAGUGUUGUCCCCAAGGCUUUCAUUACCCAGACACAGACUUUUAUUGCCCGGGGGACAAUGAAGCAGAAGAAGUCUGUGGUGGCCACCUUGAAUGGUGACACCAUCGGUGCCAAAAAGCGAGAUACCUGGCACGGCCGGGCAAUCAAAAUCCCUCCAGUGGGCCCGUCCAUUCUGCAGUGUCGCAUUAUCAGGGUGGAGUACAACCUGCGGGUGUGUGUUCAUGUUCCUGGCACAUCCAAACUUUCUCUGGAGCUGCCUCUGGUAAUUGGCACUAUCCCCCUUCACCCCUUUGGGAGCCGGACCUCCAGUGUCAGUAGUCAGUACAGCGUCAACCUGGAGUGGCUCCGCAUGGCCAUCCCCGAGCAGCCUGAGCCUCCACCAGAUUACAGCGCCAUUGUGUCGGAUGAAGAGGCGGAGCAGCACAUGACCCCCCCUCAGGCCGAGGAAGACAUCACCGGGGUCCUGGAGCGACCCUACUUCGCUUAUGUGCAAGAAUUCCGGUAUCGGCCUCCCCCCGUCUACUCAGAGGUUGACCCCAACCCUCAGGGCUCCGCUAUCAGACGCCGCUGCAUGACCUGCUGAGCGCCCAGUCGGAGGCUGCGGGUAGCGGCGCCAGUCAGACCUUCUUUCUUUGAAGAAAGGUGCACUUGUGUACCCACUUGAACUCGGAUGCAGGGGCGGACGUCCUGUGUGGGCACAGGCAAUGCCCCCUGUGCUGUGACUGAAGCAGACUGCUAGACGCUUCUGCGAUUCUGUCCUUUAAAAGUUGGUAGUUGAACCGACAAUUUGCCAAAUGAAACCUGGGAGUGGAGGACGAGAGGAGAAAGCCAUGCCAGGGCGGGUGCAAUGCAGCACUUGGUCUUCACAACUUGCCUUCCCCCGCCAGGGUGCCUGGCGUCUUCGGCCGAGGGUGGCACAUCCCUGGUGGUGUAUCCUGUUUCUUUUUGAAACUCUGGUGCUGUGGGACAGCAGGAAUUUUGCCAUGGGGACGGGUGGCUGUUCUUGGUGAUGGCACCACUUUGGUCUUUACCUCAAGUGCCAAUUAUAGGGCUACACUUGCUUCAGGGAUCCUGUGCCAGCUUAACAGUUGUCAUUGUAGGCAGUGGCACAAUUCACUGUGGUGCCUACACAAUGCAUGAAGUGCAGCAGGCUUUGGAGAAGAGGGCAUUGCCAGGCUGCUGUGCAGGAUCUGGGUGCCAGUCUGUUCCUGGUUUCUCCCAGGGGUGAUGCCCUAAUUUCAGUGCCACCAUGUCGGAGGGCUUGUGGAUCUUUGCAUUUCUUGAGGUGCCUUUCACUUGACACAUUCCAGCUUGUUGGCGGUCGGGCUGUGAUUGGGAGCCCCUCAGGGUGGCACGCAGCUCGGACUCCAUGCCUUAUUUAUGUUCUUUACAUGAACGGAUGGAGAAAAUGAACACCAAAGGACUCGUUGUUGUUGUUGUUUGUGGUUUUUGUCUUUUUGUAAACAUUUUUAAUAAAGCCAAAGAUCAGUG
Messenger RNA from Erpetoichthys calabaricus (reedfish), 2364 nucleotides. It is a transcript of the gene arrdc2, whose product is annotated as arrestin domain containing 2. The coding region runs from base 248 to 1456 and encodes 402 amino acids. Lineage: Eukaryota; Metazoa; Chordata; Cladistia; Polypteriformes; Polypteridae. Gene Ontology annotation, biological process: protein transport. Gene Ontology annotation, cellular component: plasma membrane; cytoplasm. The record is from RefSeq and is a predicted model, not a curated record. The transcript has 8 exons.